Messenger RNA from Balaenoptera acutorostrata (minke whale), 830 nucleotides. It is a transcript of the gene CRP, whose product is annotated as C-reactive protein. NCBI's taxonomy places the organism in Eukaryota, Metazoa, Chordata, Mammalia, Artiodactyla, Balaenopteridae. Gene Ontology annotation, biological process: innate immune response. Gene Ontology annotation, molecular function: low-density lipoprotein particle binding; complement component C1q complex binding. Bases 42 to 830 code for a protein of 262 amino acids. The transcript has 3 exons. The record is from RefSeq and is a predicted model, not a curated record.
AAUAUCCUAGAUUCUGGGCACAGUGACUGCAGGGAGGUAACAUGGAGAAGCUGUCACUGUAUUUCCUGGUCAUCAUUAGCCUCCUUAGUGCUUUUUCCCAGACAGCAGAUUUGGUGUCAGCGAUGGAAUCCGCAGGGUCCUUCCGAGAUCUUCUGAAACAUGAAACACGGGCGUUGUACCCUCAGACCUUUUGGAGUUCUGUCGUUUUCAGAAGUGCCCUGGAUAUGCACACAAAGGCCUUUGUGUUCCCCAAAGAGUCGGAUAAUUCCUUUGUGACGCUGACUGCACAGCUAACAAAGCCACUUAAGGCCUUCACCGUAUGCCUGCAUAUCUAUACCGAUCUGACCCGCGACUAUAGCCUCUUCUCUUAUGCCACAAGGCAACAAGAUAAUGAGAUCCUCCUCUUCAAGGGAAAGACUGGCGUAUACAGUGUAUCCGUGGGUGGAGCUGAUGUCUUUUUCAAGCCUCCUGAGAGUUCUCCUACACCAAUGCACUUCUGUGUGACCUGGGAGUCUACCUCAGGGAUUACAGAGCUCUGGGUGGAUGGGAAACCCAUGGUUAGGAGGAGUAUGAAGAGGGGAUACUCUUUGGGGACAGAGGCAAGCAUCGUCCUGGGGCAGGAGCAGGAUGCAUUUGCUGGGGGCUUUGAUAAAAACCAGUCUUUGGUGGGAGACAUUGGAGAUGUGAACAUGUGGGACUAUGUGUUAUCACCAGAAGAGAUUAACACUGUCUAUGCUGGUGGGACCUUCAGUCCUAAUGUCCUGGACUGGCGGGCACUGAAGUAUAAAACAUAUGGUGAGGUGUUCGUCAAACGACAGCUAUGGCCCUGA